AUGGGAAGACAUCCGUAUAAGAAAAGGAACCAGGCGGUUGCUAUAACGCGACCUACUACUGUGGAAGUUCAGAGAUUCAUACCCACUAAAUAUGAAACUCCUGUGAUGACAUUGAAAAAUUUCCCAUCAUCAAUAGUCAAUGGUGUCACUCGUGAAGGUGGAUUGUAUUCGCUCACGCUAAAGUCGAUAAAUUGUGCCAAGUAUGUGGAAAACAACGACAAUAUGAGACGUAUAUUUAAGAAAAGACGGUUGGAAAUACCGAAGGUUUCACAUUUAAACCGUAACGACCUCUUGGAAAAGUUGCGCAAGGAUGUUCAAAAGGAAAAAGAAACCAAAGUUGAUUUGAAAAAGGAAGAGAAUGACAAAAUAACGGCGUUGAAUAAAGAGUGGGAUUCGCUAUUAAACAGUGUUUUAGAUUUAAGUGAAUUCAACGACAAAUUGUUGCAGGAUAUAGAGUCAGAAGGUAAAAGGUUUAGAUUCAUCGAAAAGGCAUACUCGAUCACCAAUGACGUUACCAUCCCUGACUUGCGUGUUGAAAAAAUUGAGCAAGUGAAAGAUCUUGACGCUACAGAAUACUACCAAGCUCCUUUACAAGUUGUCGACACCGAUGAAAAGACAGUAAGCAACGAAAUAGAACAAGACGAUGGAGAAGUCGCCGUGACUCCCGAUGUGGUAGGUGAUCUUGCAACAUAUCAGGAUUAUGCCGUUCCUGAAACGAAACUCAAUGAUAGCUACACUCAAUAG
Lodderomyces margitis is the source of this 744-nucleotide messenger RNA. RefSeq lists its product as uncharacterized. The transcript has a single exon. Bases 1 to 744 code for a protein of 247 amino acids. NCBI's taxonomy places the organism in Eukaryota, Fungi, Ascomycota, Pichiomycetes, Serinales, Debaryomycetaceae. The record is from RefSeq and is a predicted model, not a curated record.